AGAGAUGGGCGGGGACAUGACUUUGCCACCCUGGGAAAAAUGAAUCUGGCAUCGGCUGAGCGCGGUGCUUCUUCAUGGCCCGGAGACCAGUUCAGAGCCAAGCCGACAGAAAGCUGACACGAUGGGGCUUCUCUCUGUGAGUCUCGGGCCCUUUCGGAACCGGGUCCGGUCGGUCCGGACGUGGAGCCGAGAUUUGUCCACUGUUUCAGCUACUUUUCGCCACAGCGGCGCACUGGCGUCGAAGACAUCACUGAUCCAGAGGAGAUGUGGAGGAUUAUAUCAACACAGUUUCCAACUCACUCGGUUACAUAGCUCAAACAAACCACCAAGAGGUUUUGAAAAGUUUUUCCCAAAGAGUGAAGAAAGCACUGGCACCAACAAAUCAGCUGAAGAUGAAAAUACCAACGAGCAAGAAUCUCAAAUCCCAAAUGACGAUGGGGACGAAGGACGAAGAGGAGGAAAAAAGGGCGAAUCACACUGGUGGACACGCUUUCAGGAUGAAUUUCCCUGGGAUGAAAAAGUAGUUCGGAACUUUGCAAUUGGUGCGGCAGGCAUGACCUCAGCUUUUUUAUACUUUUAUUUCCGAGAGACAGGGGUGCAGAUCUCCUGGAAGGACUUUGUGCAUCACUACUUGAGCAGAGGCUUGGUAGAUCACCUGGAGGUGGUCAAUAAACAGUAUGUCAAAGUGAUUCCUGCCCAUGGAGUGAACACAUCAGAAGUGAACUAUUUGUGGUUCAACAUUGGCAGUGUUGACUCAUUUGAGCAUAAUCUGGAGAUGGCCCAGCAGGAAAUGGAUCAGGAGUCCAGAAAGAAAGUACCUGUAUUCUACAGCAGUGAAAGCGAUGGAACAUUUCUUUACAGCAUUCUCCCAACCUUAAUGCUGGUUGGCUUUUUAAUGUUUGCCACACGUCAGGGACCAAUGGCUGGAGGUCGUGGAGGUAGGGGGCGAGGAAACCCCUUUAGCAUGAGUGAAUCCAAAGCCAAGAUAAUAAAAGACAGCAUCAGCGUGCGAUUCAAGGACGUUGCAGGCUGUGAGGAGGCCAAACUGGAGAUUUUGGAGUUUGUCAACUUCUUGAAGAACCCACGGCAGUACCAGGACCUAGGAGCCAAGAUCCCAAAGGGUGCAGUCUUAUCGGGUCCACCUGGUACUGGAAAGACGUUGCUAGCUAAAGCCACUGCUGGAGAGGCCAACGUCCCCUUCAUCACCGUCAAUGGCUCAGAAUUCCAAGAAAUGUUUGUUGGCGUGGGCCCAGCAAGGAUAAGAGAUAUGUUUGCCACAGCUCGAAAAAAUGCCCCCUGCAUCCUUUUCAUCGACGAGAUCGAUGCAGUGGGCAGGAAGAGAGGCAGAGGGAACUUUGGCAACGAGAGCGAGCAGGAAAACACCCUCAACCAGUUGCUUGUGGAAAUGGAUGGGUUCAACAGUAGUACUAACGUGGUUGUUUUAGCUGGCACCAAUCGAGCUGAUAUCCUGGAUCCAGCUUUGAUGAGGCCUGGUCGUUUUGAUCGACAUAUAUACAUAGGCCCACCAGAUAUUAAAGGCAGGGCAUCCAUCUUUAAGGUGCAUUUAAGACCUCUGAAGCUGGACUCCAGUAUAGAAGUAGAGGCCUUAGCCAGAAAGCUAGCUGCACUAACCCCAGGUUUUACUGGGGCUGAUAUUGCUAAUGUGUGUAAUGAGGCUGCUCUAAUAGCUGCACGCCACCUCAACCAACAUGUCAGCACCAAUCACUUUGAGCAGGCAGUGGAGAGAGUUAUUGGAGGUCUGGAGAAAAAGACUCAGGUACUGCAGCUUCCUGAGAAGACCACUGUGGCGUAUCAUGAGGCCGGACACGCUGUGGCUGGCUGGUUCCUAGAACAUGCAGACCCCCUACUUAAGGUGUCCAUUGUUCCCAGAGGUAAAGGUUUGGGAUAUGCGCAGUAUCUGCCUAAGGAACAGUACCUGUUUACCCGUGAGCAGCUGUUCGACAGAAUGUGCAUGAUGUUGGGGGGUCGAGUGGCUGAGCAGAUUUUCUUUCGCCGAAUCACCACUGGGGCCCAGGAUGACCUCAGGAAAGUCACACAGUCUGCCUACGCACAGGUUGUACAGUUUGGAAUGAACGAGGCGGUGGGUCAGGUGUCCUUUGACCUCCCUGGGCAGGGUGACAUAGUAACUGAGAAACCCUACAGUGAAACUACAGCCCAGCUUAUAGACCAGGAGGUGCGCUUGCUUAUAGAUGCUGCCUUCCAGCGAACACUUGAGCUUGUCAACGAUAAGAAAGAAUUGGUGGAGAAGGUGGCAAAACGUCUUCUAGAAAAGGAGAUUCUAGACAAAGCUGACAUGGUGGAGCUGCUGGGAACUCGUCCCUUUCAUGAGAAGUCAUCCUAUGAUGAUUUUGUUGACGGGCUGGGGGAAUUUGAGGAGGAUACCUCUCUGCCCGAAGGGCUAAAAGACUGGAACAAGAACAAAGGGGAUGAAAAACACCCACAGAAUAGGCAAAAGAAACCGGCCCUUUAUCUGUAGGUGGACAUGCAGCCCCAAGGUAAAUGUUCCACUGGAUUCAGGCAAAGAUUUCUCAAGUGCAGCACCACCUGGACCAGACCUGCAGCGUGCCAGCACUCUCAUAAACAGCUACAGAAAGGAGGAAUGGUGAUUAGUUGCACAGGUCUUAAAUGGCCGUGGUUAUGUAAUUUGCAAUUUGUUAUUGUAGUUUUUAUACUCCAACAGAAAUUCCAAAAAAUACUCGUGAUUUUAAUGUUAGGGCUGUUUAAAGUCAAGGCUUCUGUGAAGAGGGCAGUGUGUGACUUACAUUUCACUGGAGAUGCCUUUUACACUUCCACCCACACUCUGAUGGAGUCCUACAUAAUAAUCUAUUGUCUCGGUCAGGAAAGUAACUGAGCUCAAGUUACAAAUGAAAAAAAUUAAAAUUGAUGACCUGACAUUAAUUAGGUGUGUACUGGCCAGUUACACACUGUUCUAGUACUGUCAUGGUAUCAUAUGAAUUAAAUUGUAUUCUGAGGCUCAUUGCCCUCAUACUGCCUUGUUCAAUUACAGCAUAAAGAUGCUGAUUUUUAGUCUGUGGUGGAGAUUUCCAUAAAAGAAUGCUUCCAGUCUCAGCAACCAGCACUUUAUUAUGUUGAUAGCUAAAUAUUUAAAAUGUGUUUUCCCUGAGUAGGAAACCAAGAUUCUUCUCUUGUUUCUCAGAAUUCAAAGGUACUUUCACUGUACUUUUUUUUUUUAAUUGUUCUUCAGACAAUUCUACAGAGAUGUAGUGUGUCAGCUUAAAUAUACUACUCACAAAAAGUUAGGGAUAUUCGGCUUUUGGAUGAAAUUUCAGAAUGUACAUAAAAUGCACUAUAACCUUUCCAGGUGAUCUUAAUUUGACCUUCUACUUAAAUGCCCUACUUUCAUGAUAAAAUAUCACUGUAGCAUCAACUUUUUACAUUUUCUAUAAAUUUCACCCGAAAGUGGAAUAUCCCUAACUUUUUGUGAGUAGUGUAUAUUGAUACUUUAUCACCCCACCUGUCUUCCAGCAGACUUCAACCUUCCUUGACCUAAUUCUCAUUAAUAUAUCAGUAAAGGCAUCUGUUAGAAAACAGUGUUUGUACAUUUUCUUACCAAUAAUUCAAAUGUUACUGGAUCACACGUACUGUAGGUUGUGUUCUCCUCCUCAGUGUCCCAUUGUAAUACGAGUAGGCAUUGAUGUAGACAUCUAUUACUCUAGGUGGAUGGUUACUUAUGAACAACUGAGCUGAGUAAGAAUCAAAUAUAAGCUAACAAAUACCACACACUGCUGAAAUGUUUGCUCUCAAACUAAUUUGUAAGCCUUCACGCACACUACCUCAAAGUGUCUGUAUGUAUUAGCUGCCUUUUAAAAUGACAUCCUCUGAACAAUUAAUAGGUCACAAUACCAACACGGUCUGGUUGUUUGUUGUUGAUCAUAUGAAAUGACUUGGUGCUUUACUGUAGUUGAUGAUAACACAAAUGAGUGAGGGUUCAGCAUAUCAGCGUAACGUUCCUCCAACAUUUAUUAACAACAAAUUGUUAUUUUUGAAUGUUUUCCCUAACUGUGAGCUAAGCUAGAUAAAUAUUCAUGUAGCAUUCUCAUUUCAUGUAUUUGAGAACGAACCUCUCCUAGAAGGGCUGGUUAGUUCAAUUCAAUUCAAUUUUAUUUGUAUAGCGCCAAUUCAUAACAGAAGUUACUCAGGACACUUUUCAAAUAGAGCAGGUCUAGACCGAACUCUUUAUAACAUUAUUUACAGAGACCCAACAGUACCACCAUGAGCAAGCACUUGGUGACAAGGGCAAGGAAAAACUGCCUGUUAAAAGGCAGAAACCUAGGACAGAUCCUUCGGCUGUAGGUGGGUGGUCGUCUGUCUCGACCAGUUGGGGAGAGAGAGAGACAGACAGAGACAGACAGCAACAACAGUAUUGGCAAUGGCAGUCUAGCAGGACCAUGGGAGGAGGCUCCACCAGGAUCAAUAAGAACCUGCGAGACGAGAAAGCACAAGAACUCUGGGGAAGAAGUGAAGUUAGUAACAUGCAUUAAUGGGACAUGAAUGAGUGCAGAGAGAGAGAGAGAGAGAGAGAGAGGAGCUCAGUGCACCAUGGGAAAUCCCCUGAUAGUCUAGGCCUAUAGCAGCAUAACUAAGGGAUGGUUCAGGAGAGGAGCUUGGUAACUGAAGGCUCUGGCUCCUGUUCUACUUUUAGAGACUAUAGGAACCACAAGUAGCUCAGCAUUCAGAGAACGUAAGGUUCUAGUGGGGUAAUAGGGUACUAUGAGCUCUUUAAGAUAUGAAGGGGCCUGACCAUGAAGAGCUUUAUAGGUGAGGAGGAGGAUUUUAAAUUCAAUUCUACAUUUUACAGGGAGGCAUGGAUUAGUUUUUCUGCAUCUGUCUGUGAUAGGAUGUGUCUAAUUUUUGUAAUAUUACGUAAAUGAAAGAAGGCAGUCCUAGAGGUCUGCUUUAUGUGGGAGUUAACUGAGAGUACAGAGACAAGUCCAUUGUCUGAAGAAAUCAAAAGGUCAUUAUUAACUUUAACCAGAGCUGUCUCUGUGAACUUAAAUCCUGACUGAAAAUCCUCAAAUAAACUAUUGUUAUGUAAAAAGUCACACAACUCUUUGGCGACUACUUUCUCCAGACUCUUAGAGAGGAAGGGGAGGUUAGAAAUCGGUCUAUAAUUGGCUAAAACCCCUGGGUCAAGAGUGGGCUUUUUAAGAAGGGGUUUAAUUACAGCUACUUUAAAGGACUGUGGUACAUAUCCUGAUAAUAAAGAAAGAUUAAUCAUAUCCAGGAAAGAAGUGCCAAUUAAGGGUACGACUUUAAGCAGCCUAGUUGGGAUCGGGUCCAACAGACAGGUAACACACUGUCACCAUAAAUAAAUAGUGUCUUAAUGGUUAAUCCAGUAGCACCUGACAUGAGUGACCAGGUUUGAUAUAAAAAUGUACUUGAACUAUAAUGCCUUGCAGUGUGAGCAGUGUGGCCCAUUUUUAGAUUUGAAUCAGGUUUUCCAUUGGAUGGCAAAAGAACCUGACCAGUAUGACACUGGAACAUUUUUGUCCAGUUUUGAAAUCCAGAUUUUCAAAAAAGGUUGUAUAUAAAGAUAUUGUGUGUUUUGUGCCUGUUUGAAAAUGCACUGUUCUUGUUUUUGUUUGAUGAUGAUUUCUUAAUACUUGUCAGUGAGGAUUAUUGAUUUUACAUUGAGAUGUCAAGACCAAUGAGACAUCUAAAGUGUGAGGCAAUUUUGGUAUUAUUAAACCUUUAUUUAUACCCCA
Messenger RNA from Dicentrarchus labrax (European seabass), 5747 nucleotides. RefSeq names its product AFG3-like protein 1. The record is from RefSeq and is a predicted model, not a curated record. Gene Ontology annotation, cellular component: membrane; m-AAA complex. The coding region runs from base 122 to 2497 and encodes 791 amino acids. The transcript has 17 exons. Gene Ontology annotation, biological process: protein-containing complex assembly; mitochondrial protein processing. NCBI's taxonomy places the organism in Eukaryota, Metazoa, Chordata, Actinopteri, Moronidae. Gene Ontology annotation, molecular function: ATP-dependent peptidase activity; ATP hydrolysis activity; metalloendopeptidase activity.